Messenger RNA from Dreissena polymorpha, 1683 nucleotides. RefSeq lists its product as uncharacterized. Bases 219 to 1538 code for a protein of 439 amino acids. The transcript is spliced from 7 exons. NCBI's taxonomy places the organism in Eukaryota, Metazoa, Mollusca, Bivalvia, Myida, Dreissenidae. The record is from RefSeq and is a predicted model, not a curated record.
GUCGUUACCAUAGAGCUUUCUUCCGGUAGACCUACCGAAAGCCAAUACAUUUUUUUAUUUUUUACAAGAUUAUUUUUAAUAGAAAUUUAGUAAUAGUUUUAAGCGUCCACAAUUAACAAGUCCAUAGAAGGACGUCCACAAGUAACACGUCCAUAGAAGGACGUCGUUUGGACGUUAGAGGGCGGAUGUUGUAACGCAAGUUCGCGAGCACUUUCAAAAUGUUGGCGAUGGAAAAUUUGAGGGUUUUUCCGCCAAUCCAGAAGAACAGAACAGAGGCCAAUCGUAACCCCUCGUCUCGCCCCCAGUGGACCAGCCUGCCACCCCUACCCCCGGUGCCUCAGCGUGAUCAGACGGUGCGUCUCUGGGGCGACGACUCCCUGCAACUCGUGGACUUACAGACAAUAGACAAUGCAAUUGCAACCGAUGUGGUAACUCCUGUUCAGAAACAUGUCCCCGGUUUCAACACAUUUAGAGGGCGUCGGCUUCCAGAACCACGCACUCAAGAGGUUUACCCGAGACACGACGAGACUCGCGUGGGACCAGAUGGCAAUCAUGUGCUGAGCGAGCCAACGAGGGCGGCCAUUGACAUAUUUAUAUCCAAGCUCUACAGGACAAGCCGCUAUGACGACCAAUACAAAGACCAGACUGAUGUCAUCGUCCGGAAGCUGCAACGUGACGCCCAGUACCGCACGGAGGCUCAGUGCAACGAGAAGGCAAGCUCGUGCACAAGGAUUCUAAAUCACCCCGACCCGUGCUACGUGUGCCGGCCCGCGACCAACGACCAACACAGAACAAACCUCUACGACGCCGGUACUACGUAUUCGGAUUAUGAAAGGUCGUGGUUGAAACCUAUACAACACCCCGAUCAACCAAAUAUAAAGUCGGAAGCGCUUCUUUUUGGCAGCGAUUUUCAGCACUGGAGUUCUACGGCAUACGAUAAAAAUUCCGCUAAACGUUUGUCGAAUGUUUACAAGCAGAUAUUAUCAACGCAUGGUGGGUCGAGGAAAGGCGGUAGCUCGGUUUCUUACACAUCUUCGAACCCACUGAAAUCUCGUUUAGCUAAGUGCGAGUGUAAGAAGCAGGCUUUGAAAAUAACGUCCUCGCAGCCAGCAGCAAUGAAACAUUUCGGACCUUGGGGCGAAACGAAAAUGGACUUUUCAAUAGAUGAGGAAAUGCAAAAUUUGGAGGUCAAUAUGCAGAAUUGCUCUCACCAUUAUAAUCAUGAUUUUGAGCAUAAAGAGUGUCACAUAUGUCGGGAUAGUAGUAUUAACCCCCCUGACGCUGAACAUAACGAUAGUGAUUUAACAAACGUUGCGAUGCCGUCGACGUCAUUAGGACGGCCCAACCGCUGGGCGUUUAGAGACGACAAUAACCUAAGGGUGCCGUGCAUCGCCCACGUGAUAGGAACUCUGAAUAAAACUGCAGCGCAUCAAAGGUACCAUCGGCAAUUCCCAGAGUCUAUUCCAGAUCUGAGGGAUUUCAAGAAAUAUUCUAAAAGAGUUCAGUAUUUCGGGUACAAUUCCGCCGCUUUUCGAUGAAAGCAUCCAGUAGGCCAUCUGAUGUUACGAAAGUACAUUUUUGGUUUGUUCAGAUUUCUUUUCACUUUGUUCGUAUAAAACCACGAGUAACAUUGGCUAAAACCUUUGUUGUACAAAAGAGAGAAAUUAAACAAAGAAGAGUUUA